AUGAGCCUCCCGACAGGGGAGAAGCUGCUAGCGGAACGGGGCAUCCAGCUCCCUAAGGCACCAUCAAGGGCCCAGCGGGAGGCUGCCAUCGCCGCCGCUGCUGCUGUACCUGUUCCCGUGGCCGUGUCAGAGGGGGACGUGGCGACCCGGCAGGGGCCACUGUCCCAACCUGGAAAGAAGGACACUAGCGCGAGCGAGCCUGCUCUGGCAGAGAGCAGAGAGCAGGUCCCGUCUUCUGUCCCAAACAAGGGGACAUCUGCUCCAACCGUUCGGCAGGAGGAAUCAGAGGGUAACCUGUUGGUCAAUAACGACGAGGGGAACCUGUUGAUCAAUAACGACAAGGGGAACCUGUUGAUCAAUAACGACAAGGGGAACCUGUUGGUCAAUAACGACGAGGGGAACCUGUUGAUCAAUAACGACGAGGGGAACCUGUUGGUCAAUAACGACAAGGGGAACCUGUUGAUCAAUAACGACGAGGGGAACCUGUUGGUCAAUAACGACGAGGGGAACCUGUUGGUCAAUAACGACGAGGGGAACCUGUUGGUCAAUAACGACGAGGGGAACCUGUUGGUCAAUAACGACGAGGGGAACCUGUUGGUCAAUAACGACGAGGAGAACCUGUUGGUCAAUAAGGACGAAGAGAACCUGUUGGUCAAUAAGGACGAAGAGAACCUGUUGGUCAAUAAGGACGAAGAGAACCUGUUGAUCAAUAAGGACGAAGAGAACCUGUUGGUCAGUAAGGACGAAGAGAACCUGUUGGUCAAUAAGGACGAAAACCUGGAGCUGGCUGUACAGUAUGUUUGCUGCACAGCCCUCAGGGAUGCCUGCAAGGAGUUGCAGGAAGAUCUAGAGGAGAGUCUCAGUAACGAGGGGACGCGUCAAGAAGAUGAAAAAAUGUCCCUGGAGGAAGAGAAGGCAGAUGAGAAAUGGCUGGAGAAGACAGCGUUGAUUCUUUCCUCCAAUGCUAUAAGAGAAGCCUGCAGUAAGCUGUGUGGUGAGAUGGUACCGAGCUGCGACACCCUCUCAGGACAGAAUAUACAUCUCCCACAUGUGUCUAUCCGCGAUGCAGUAACAGGCUGUGAUGAGAAUGAGUUUGAUAGGGCCACCCAGCAGCCAUUACAUCAGGAGAAACCGAGCAUUGAGGAGGAGGCCUUGGAAAAUGGCAUCGAGCAGAAAGUGACUGCACGUGAAGAGAGGAUGGAGAACUUCCAUGAAGAGGAGAAGAACAACAUUGAGGAAAAGGAGCAGACACAGACCAAGACCAAGAAGGGGUGGAAAGCACGGGGUCAGAGGGCGGCCAGGAGGCUGGGAAGAGCCGUAAGCCGCCUGCUCACCUCGUGCUGUAGAAGCCGAGUGGACCCUUAAGCUUGAAGCUUAAUUUUAUAGAAGAGAUUGAUAUUUUUUGAUGACAAAUGUCUUAUAUAUGUAUAUUUUAUAUGCAUUUGUGAUUUGAGAGUUGAAGAGUAUAGUGUGAAUUCAUCAUGAUCCAAGUCGGAUGAAAUUUCAUGCUAAUAAUGUGUAAAAUUAGUAUGCAUGCUGUAUUUUGAUCUUGAUUGGGUACUGAGCAAGACCGCUCAGAUGUUGUAUUACCGCUGCCUUAACCCUUGUCCUGCGGAGCCCAACAAUUUUUGUUUUGCACAUACAGUACCAUCUAUAUAGAACUCUGUAUAGGUACGAUUUGGGUGUAUUUCUCUUGCAACGCAUUGCAACGCAUUGCACCGCGGCGAAAUACAACGAAUGCUUAAGUAAAAAAGUUGGGGGUUAAUCACAUUUUUUCAAAAUUAUUGAAAAAUAUUGUGUAAGGUAUGACAGCAGGGCACGGUUUAAACUUGGCAGGUCCAGUAAUUUCUGUGAUGUCUUGUCCGGAAGUGAGUUCCAGUGGAAGUGAUAUAUUGGAAUAAAAAG
This is a messenger RNA of Branchiostoma belcheri (Belcher's lancelet), 1905 nucleotides long. Its product is annotated as putative histone-lysine N-methyltransferase 1. NCBI's taxonomy places the organism in Eukaryota, Metazoa, Chordata, Leptocardii, Amphioxiformes, Branchiostomatidae. The record is from RefSeq and is a predicted model, not a curated record. The transcript has 7 exons. Bases 1 to 1365 code for a protein of 454 amino acids.